This is a messenger RNA of Anopheles darlingi, 1365 nucleotides long. Its product is annotated as caspase-14-like. Lineage: Eukaryota; Metazoa; Arthropoda; Insecta; Diptera; Culicidae. Gene Ontology annotation, biological process: proteolysis; apoptotic process. The transcript has 5 exons. The coding region runs from base 18 to 1085 and encodes 355 amino acids. Gene Ontology annotation, cellular component: cytoplasm. The record is from RefSeq and is a predicted model, not a curated record.
AACAAAGUUGUAGCACGAUGGGAGCGUGCGGUUCGAAGCCAAAGAAGAAGAAGAGCAUAAGUGACUCACUCUCGGAGGAACGUUUAAAACACGACGCGUUUGCAAGAAGAGAAAGCAACAGCACAGCAAAUGGAUUUCAGAAAACAUCGACUACGGUUGUCCGUACAUCAGUACAAAACAACCGUCUAGUGAGUACAAGAACUACCCAGUCCGUUUCAAUCAGUGGAUCGGACCCUCUAAUGCGGCCGUCAAUCUCGGGGAAGUUCGUUCAGCAAGAGGCAAUUAGCACUGGUUUCUCUCCCGGGCAUGUCUCCCUUCAAACGAAAAGCCGCCCGCCAUAUAAUCCAGUUUAUAAAUCCCUUGCGAUCAGCUCACCAACGCCAUCGGCUAUUCAUUACGGUACAAAAGGGGGCGCUGACAAAUACGAUCUAGGCAAGAAGGCAUACGCAGUGGUGCUACACCAACACAAGUUUAAGAAUGCCGGACAAAACAGAGAGGGUAGCGAGAAAGAUAUGGAUAAGAUUAACAGUUUCUUUGAAAAUUAUCGCAUUGACAAAAAAAUCCAUGUGAACAAAACUGCUGCGGAUGUGCGCUACGUAAUGGAUAACAUUGCACGUCAAAAUUUCAGUAAUUACAGCUGCUUGAUAAUCAUCAUAAUGAGCCAUGGACUUAUGAAUGAUCAAAUUGCGGCUUUUGAUGGAGAGACGUAUGGCUUCGAGGAGGAUAUUGUGGAAAAGUGCACUUCAAAUCGGACGCUCGAUGGUAAACCGAAACUUUUCAUCGUGCAGGCAUGUCGAGGAGAUUCAACAAUGACAACGGAUUCGAAGAAAACACAGAGCAAGAAGAGUGAUGUUUUAACCUUCCAAAGCACAUAUAAGGGAUUUGUUGCGCUUCGAGAUACACAAAAAGGUACAUUUUUUAUCCAAAACUUCUUCGAUCUGCUGGAUGAACAUCGAGGCAAAGACAUCAGUUUGAUCAAUAAGCACUUAAAUCGGGUUUUCUCUCAGAAAGGGAUUACCCAAAAUCCCACUAUGACCAGCACUCUUGCGAGGGAUUUGAUUUUUGGGGAUCUACGCAAACCUUGAAGUUAUUCCCCGUUCACACAGCAAACCUCUAGUCAGUUGUAAGGAAACCAAUGCUCACACAUCAUACCAGCCAUUCGAGACAUUCUGCAAUCGGAGCUUAAUGGAAAAAUGCGAUUCCUUUCUAGCUGAAUCUUGAGCUGAAGAUAAUUGUAUGUUGCUCGUAUUUUUAGUGUGUUUCAUGUGAGAAAAAUGAUAAUGAUAUAUAUAAAUUUAUCAUUCUUUUCUUCGAUAAACAAUAAUUCGUUUCAAGCUCAUGCUAAUAAACGGACAAUGUGAAGAA